GCUCAGUUACUACCAAACCCGUCCCGAGUAAGGUUGCAAAGAUGUCUCCAACAUUGGAAACUAUUAGCUAUAGUUCUGAAGAAACUAUGUCAAGAACGUAUCAAUAUAGAAAGAUUGUAAAGCCUCUCCUAGAGAGAAAGAGAAGAGCACGGAUUAAUGCCUGUCUUGAUGAACUCAAGGAUCUCAUGGUGUUCGCUCUGCAGACAGAGGGAGAAAGCAUCUCCAAGCUGGAGAAAGCUGACGUGUUGGAGUUGACUGUGAGACACUUGAGGAAGCUGAAGAGACAGCAGAUGUUGGCCUUGAACCCUGGACUUGAUCUGGAUAGAUUCCAUGCAGGAUAUACUGCCUGUGCUACUGAAGUAAGCAAAUGUCUUGCUUCUACCGGAGUAGAUAUUACAGUUGGAUCUCGUCUUAUGUCUCAUCUUGGUCAUAAACUAAACACAAUAGAAACCUCAAGAGUUUCUCCUUUGAGAGUAAGAGUUCCAUCCUCUCCCUCAUCAGACUGUGGAUACUCUUCAGGAAGAGAUUCAUCUCCUUCUCCGAGCAGUAUUAUUUCUCCUACUCCCCUACCUACACAGAUCAUCAAGACCGAACCUCACAGCCCUGUCUGGAGACCAUUUUAAACCUGAAUCUAUUUAUUGAACCCGUAUCUGUGAUAAUUUAAAGAAUUUAAAGUGCCUUCAAUAUAUUUGUCUCAUAACA
Messenger RNA from Eurytemora carolleeae, 702 nucleotides. RefSeq names its product enhancer of split mbeta protein. Gene Ontology annotation, molecular function: protein dimerization activity; DNA-binding transcription factor activity, RNA polymerase II-specific; RNA polymerase II cis-regulatory region sequence-specific DNA binding. Gene Ontology annotation, cellular component: nucleus. The coding region runs from base 42 to 623 and encodes 193 amino acids. Lineage: Eukaryota; Metazoa; Arthropoda; Copepoda; Calanoida; Temoridae. Gene Ontology annotation, biological process: regulation of neurogenesis; anterior/posterior pattern specification; regulation of transcription by RNA polymerase II. The transcript has a single exon. The record is from RefSeq and is a predicted model, not a curated record.